ACUGGAGCGAGAAGACAAAAUGGCAACAGUUUGUAAGGGAAAUAUCGUUAUCCGAUCGCUGGCUAAUAGAGCUCUGAUCUGCCGCUUGUUUUCAAGUGGCAGUUCCACUCAGGGAGAGCCCAUUGGGUUUAUAGGCUUGGGAAACAUGGGAGGUCCCAUGGCGAAGAAUUUGUUGAAUGCAGGACAUGAGAUUUUAGUCCAUGACAUAUUCUCAGAGGCUGUUGUAGAUCUGAAACAACUGGGAGCUGCUACAGCCACCACGCCCAGUGAAGUGGCUUCCAAGGCAACCACAAUAGUCACCAUGUUACCUUCCAGUCCAAAUGUGAAAGAAGUUUAUUGUGGUGAGAGUGGUAUCCUGAGUUCUGUGAAGCCUGGAUCAUUGUUGAUUGACACAAGCACAAUAGAACCAGCCGUUGCCAAGGAGAUGGGUGAAAUUGUACAGGGCAAAGGAGCCACGUUUCUGGAUGCACCAGUAUCUGGAGGGGUAACAGCAGCUAAAGGAGGAACUUUAACAUUUAUGGUUGGUGGUGAAGAUGAAGCUUAUGAAAGAGCUACAAAAAUAUUACAACACAUGGGAAAGAAUGUAAUUCACACUGGAGCUAUUGGCACAGGACAGGCAGCCAAGAUUUGCAACAAUUUGUUACUAGCUGUGAGCAUGAUAGGAGUUUCAGAGGCCACAAAUCUAGGAAUUCGGCUGGGUCUAGAACCAGAAAUGAUCGCCAAGGUAAUUAACACAAGCAGUGGUCGUUGCUGGUCCAGUGACACUUACAAUCCCUGUCCUGGAAUCAUUGAAGGUAUCCCUUCCAGUAACAACUAUCAAGGAGGAUUUGCAUCACAGCUUAUGGUCAAGGACUUAGGUCUUGCUCAAAGUGCAGCAACUGCUACCACCAGUCCCACACCCAUGGGUUCACUUGCACAUCAGAUUUAUAGAAUAAUGUGCAACAAAGGAUAUGCUAAGCUAGACUUUUCAUCUGUGUUCCAGUUCCUGAAGGAAGAUCAACAACGUUGAGAUAGUUUAUUUAUGUUGGCUAUCUUUUAGAUGAUACAAUUAUUAAUAGUGCAAGGCGAUUCUGAAAGAAUAGGUUGUUUUGCCCAGCUAAAUUAUGGCAGACAAAAGUACUGUAAGGUGACUUAGAGAUGUAAUGAAUGAAUGUUAUCACUCCUCAUGCCUAGAAAUUUGGCUUGAUGCAAACAUGUUUACCUUUUAAAGGGGGUAAGUUUCUAAAGAAAGUGUAGUGCUGCGUCGGUGGGAGAAUAAAGCAGGGUAAUUAAGCGUUAUCAAUUGAGUUGAUAACAUAAAUUGCCCACCGUAAAGAGUGACAAAGCUGAUCAAUGCUCAAAAUGUCAUCUUUUUUACUAUUUAAGGUGGCCAAUUAAUGUUAUCAACUCAGUUGAUAGUUCUAAAUUACCAUGUAUACCUUUUAAUUUAGGCUAAAUGGGGCCAGGUGGCCUCACCAUUUUCUAAACCAUUUGUGUCAGAAGCAAAAUUAAAGGAAUAUGCUCUUCAGUUCAGAGGUCCUGUCAAAGAGUUGUUAGGUGGUUGUAACUCUAACCUGCAGUGAAGGUUGUAAGCAACAUUUCUAAAUUUUUUCAUAGUAAAUUUUAACUGUAUAAAGCCAGUCUUUCACAUCUGUGAUUAACUCUAAAAGGACAGUCUCUCUGAGGCCAGCUGAAACAUUUGGGUAUCAAACUUAUGACCUCAUUUGGUAACUUAGACGUCCUCAGCAUUAUCACUGGUUAUGCAAGUAGCUCAGUGAUCUUCUCUCAGAGAUCACAUUUAUUUAAUAAUUUCCAGCUCAGCAAACAAUAUUAUAUUUGCCAAACGAGUGCAAUAUUUUAGCACAGUAUGCCCAAUAUACCUAUGUGUAUGCAUGAAGUUACUAUGGGUGGGUUUCUUCAGGAUCUUUUAAACCAGUUCUUUUUAAUAUUGCUUGGCAUUUGAUGGUUGUGCAGGGUAGGAAGUUUGCUACCUCAGUGGUCUCUCACUGGCUUUCUAGCCUAUACACUAGGUAUAUUUUACAAGAAGUGUAGUAAACAGAAUAUUAUUAGCCAGAAAUGGCCACCAGAAGGUGUAGAAGGGUUUAUUACUAUGCUUUUAAUUAAAAGAGUAUAAGAUCAGAGUUUUAGACAUCCUACUUGAUAUCUAGGAACAUGCAAAGCUAAUACAGAGAAUAUUAGACAACAUUUUUAUAAUAACAUAGUACCUUCUGUACAAUUCUAUGGAACGUAAAUUGGCCCAAGGGUAAUGGCUUGCUGAAUUCCUGGCACUGUUUGUUCAAAGGCUGGAUUAUGCUUUUUACUUGUCAGAUAAAUCUCUAUCCAGUGGAUAGUGUGGUACAUUUUGUUGACACUUAUCCACUGGAGAGUGAGUUAUCCAUCCUUUGAGCAACUGGGCCUUGGUUUUAAAGGUCAGGCUUGGUGAUUGGUUUUAAGCUGUUUGUUCAAGUCCUUUGCAGCUAUUCUUUGAAAUGUCAGGUAAAAAUUGGAAAGCAUUGUGUAAAGGAGGAAAGCUGUUAGCUCAACACUGACCAUGAAAAAACAGCCAAUAUGGUUGGUGUUUCUAGUAUCAAAAAAAGGUCUAAAAUAGACAGAUUAACCAAAUAAACUUAAUUUGUAAUGUUGGUGCAAAACAUAAAUAAACUGGCAAAUUUAAUUCUUUA
Messenger RNA from Pocillopora verrucosa, 2660 nucleotides. Its product is annotated as 3-hydroxyisobutyrate dehydrogenase, mitochondrial. Gene Ontology annotation, molecular function: NAD binding; 3-hydroxyisobutyrate dehydrogenase activity; NADP binding. The record is from RefSeq and is a predicted model, not a curated record. Lineage: Eukaryota; Metazoa; Cnidaria; Anthozoa; Scleractinia; Pocilloporidae. Gene Ontology annotation, biological process: L-valine catabolic process. Gene Ontology annotation, cellular component: mitochondrion.